Wickerhamiella sorbophila is the source of this 1191-nucleotide messenger RNA. RefSeq names its product Tyrosine--tRNA ligase, cytoplasmic. The transcript has a single exon. The coding region runs from base 1 to 1191 and encodes 396 amino acids. Lineage: Eukaryota; Fungi; Ascomycota; Dipodascomycetes; Dipodascales; Trichomonascaceae. The record is from RefSeq and is a predicted model, not a curated record. Gene Ontology annotation, molecular function: ATP binding; tyrosine-tRNA ligase activity. Gene Ontology annotation, biological process: tyrosyl-tRNA aminoacylation.
AUGAACGCCGAAGAACGCUUGAACUUUAUCACCAGAAAUCUGCAGGAGGUGCUCAAUAAACCGAUUAUUGAAAAGAUCCUGGCUGAUGGCGAGCAUCCCCGUAUUUACUGGGGCACUGCACCCACCGGUAAGCCUCACUGUGGCUACCUGGUAGCCAUGACCAAACUGGCUGAUUUCCUCAAAGCCGACUGCUCUGUUAUCGUUUUGUUGGCUGACCUGCAUGCCUUUUUGGAUUCAAAACCAGAUGAGGUGGUUUUGCAGUACCGCGUCAAAUACUAUUCAAUGGUAGUCAAGGCCAUGCUCACUGCCCUUGGUGUGCCUACUGAAAAACUCGAGUUCAGACUGGGCCGGGACUACCAACUUACUGGAGAGUACGUUAUGGAUCUUUUCCGCAUGAGCAACAUCACUAGCGUGAACGAUGCCAAGCGUGCUGGUGCCGAAGUGGUCAAGCAGACGGACAACCCUGCUCUGUCGGGCCUUAUUUACCCAUUGAUGCAGGCAUUAGAUGAGGAGUAUCUUAAGGUGGACAUUCAGUUCGGCGGUGUUGAUCAACGUAAGAUCUUUGUGCUGGCUGAAGAAUAUCUGCCUCCGCUGGGAUACAAAAAGAGAGCCCAUUUGAUGAAUCCUAUGGUGCCCGGUCUUGGUCAGGGCGGUAAAAUGUCUGCCUCCGACCCCAACUCUAAAAUCGAUCUCGUCGAGGAUCCUGCGGUGGUUAAGAAGAAGAUCUCCAAGUCCUUUGCUGCUCCUGGCGUUGUCGAGGGCAACGGUUUGAUUGGCUUUGUACAGUACGUCAUCUUGCCCGUUGGCGAUAUCCGCGAUGGUAAGCCUGAGUUUUUCAUUAACCGUGAUGAGAAAUGGGGCGGCCCAAUCACAUACACCAAUAUUGAAGAUCUCAAGCGUGAUUAUGCCGAGGAGAAACUGUCUCCUGCUGACCUCAAGAUUGGUGUCACCGAUUCAAUCAACAGUCUGCUCAAACCAAUGCGUGAAAUGCUGCUUGACAACCCCGAGUUCAUCGAAAUCGAGCAAAAGGCCUACCCUCCUCCCGAGGAAAAGACCAAAAAGGUCAAGAAGGUCAAGAAAGAUAAGGGCUCCCGCUACCCUGGUGGCCAGGCUCCUGUCGCGCCAGAGGCGGUGGUUGCAUCCGCAGAGCAGGCCGCCCAAGAGUUCGAAAAGCUUGAGCUAAAACAAUAA